Messenger RNA from Rhopilema esculentum, 2702 nucleotides. RefSeq lists its product as uncharacterized. The record is from RefSeq and is a predicted model, not a curated record. Gene Ontology annotation, molecular function: protein binding. Lineage: Eukaryota; Metazoa; Cnidaria; Scyphozoa; Rhizostomeae; Rhizostomatidae.
UAUUAUGUACAGAACCACGCAUCGGACAUUCUUAUGCAAAUUUUGAAUUUCACGAAGGGAUUGUUAGAGAAGCCUAGAGGGAGACGGGCAGAAACUGGUCGCUAGAAUACCUAGAAGAGACUUUUUUAUUCACACAAACAACCAUGGAUCGUAGAAGGAGAUGUCCUAAAGAAGAAGAUGUUCGCGUCUUGUUGUGUUUACUUUUCAUCAAUAUUAUUGUCAACACGUCUGAAGCCUGUCCAUCAAUAUGCCGUUGUGGGACAACAAAUCGUCUAGUGGCAGUCAACUGCGAAAGCAAAAGUUUACGAGAAUUUCCUGUCAACAUUAGUCGGGAUACCCAAUUACUGAGGUUCCGCGGAAAUGAUAUAAUAAGGUUGCCAUCAAAUUUCCCGACGCUUUGGCCAAAUACAGCGACAUUGAGCAUCGAAAAUAAUAAAAUCCAAAGACUUCCAGAUGGAAUAUUUGCAAACUUAAAGAAUCUUCAAGAAAUAUUUAUGUCAAACAAUCGGAUACAAUCCGUUGGGAAGAGAUUGUUUGCUAACACGGGAACAAGUUUAGGGAUAAGAUUUUACCUAGAGAACAACCUUCUUGAAGAUGUUGCAGAGGGAGUGUUUGAAAACUGUACUUCGACCGUAACUGUCCAUUGGAAUUUAAAUCGUAUCAAGGUGCUACGACCAGGAGUUUUUGCAAGAGCCGAAGGAAUUAGUUACUUAAAUUUGGAAGACAAUAUGAUAGAAAAUUUGUCCGCUGGAGCAUUCAAAGACCUCAGUAAACUUUACUAUCUGGGUCUCGGAAGCAACCACCUCUCAAUUCUUCCGUCUGGAGUCUUCCAAGGACUGCACCGAGUCGAGACUUUGACAUUGCAGAAAAACAAAUUGUCAUCUCUACCGUCAGAUGUCUUCAAAGACUUAUCAGUUGUCAAAGAAAUAAACCUGGAAUCAAAUUUGUUUUCGGAGCCCCCAGUUGAUGUGAUUCGCUCACUGCCAAGUUUUACCAAAAUAAAACUAAAGUCAAACCCAAUCAAAUGCACGUGUAAGCUGAAAAGUGAUCUGGCAGACGAGGCAAUCCGCAGCAUAAUAUCAGACUUGGAUGUAACUCGAUGUGUCAAUAUGAACAAGACGAUGUUGGAAGCAAUAACAGCCGUUAAUUGUGUAACAGAACCAACCCCGACUACCCCUGUGCAACCAACAACUGCAAAAACAGGUGACUCGACCAAGAGGAAGAAUUCGAAUGAACUCCUUGAUCGGACGUCAGCAAAGAUUCCCUCUACAACCGAAAAGGUUUACACAAAUGUUUAUCCUGCAAGAGAUGAUUACGAAAACAAGACCCCGCUGCCACUAAUAAUUGGAGUCGCGAUUGGCGGUGUCAUUCUAGUUGUUGUCAUCGUUUUGUUUGUCUAUCUUUACAGAAGGCCUAUUGUUCGAAGGGCCUCCACAAUGUCCCUGCCCCGCAAGAAGAAGACAGAGAAAAGUAACGCAAGUAAAGAUAUACACUACAAAAAAUCUCCUUUUAACGACUAUUCUACGGACUAUAAUAUUUAGAGAAUAGCCUGGAUAUUUUUAAAGAAACUUCGUCAUGUUGCUGGUCCAUCAGAUGGCGUUUCUGCAGUUCAAAUGUUUGAGAAGAGUUGCUAGUGCUCUGGGCUCCGCUUCUGAACAGAAUGGGAUCUCCGGUUUUGAAUGACUGUAGAGAAUGCUUUAUUUUAAGAGCUGAUGCUAUGGAGUAAAGGGGAGUUUUUUCUCUUCGACAAAGAAUAACAAUGCAGAAGCUGAAGUCUGUAAUAUUUAGACAUUAGAUAUUAUGAAUGCGGUCAAGCUAUGGAUACCGGACACUCGCUGGCCGCCCGCGUUCUUUGGCCCGGACAUUUUUAUGAUAUCUUUAGAUUGCUAUUUACCGAAAGGAACAUCAACUGCCCGUGCGAUUGUUUUAUGGGAAAUUGCAUUUCGCUUAGAUUAUACAAUUACAAAAAAGGUGUUACUCAUUUUAGAAUUCGUAGAGGAUGAAUUGGCACAUUUGUUUUGCCACUAUAUAAACUUAAUUCACUCAUAUGAGGGGCCCAAUUUAUGGAUAAUAUUUAAUAAAUCAAAUAAGUACGAAAAUAUAAGUAACAUUUAAUACAAAAACCAAAGCAAUAGCAAAAUAUAGAAAGAUUCUUUUUCAAUGUCGCUGGGACAUUGACAGAGUGAUCAGGGUUAACCAUCCCCUUCACCGUUGCCCGGCAUCCUAACUUGCAUCAAAUAUUUUCAAGAGAGGCAAGCCUCGUUGACGAGAUUAAACCGUAGCUAAUUGGCGGCGUCGAAAUGAGCCCAAUUUAAUUUGAUGUGCGACGCAUUACACACUCAUUUCUUAGCCCCUGCCUUAGAUCCCUGGAACCAUUAACUAUGAAGAAUCAAAAAGGACUCUCAACUGCUACAUGAUUUACCCCCCCCCCUCUCCAGAGCCAUGCCUUGUCGCCAGUCACUACAUGAUUUGCUUUCCACCUCACCUUUUAACCACUCAGUUAGAAUCGGUAUGCAAGACACCUUCAAGAUCGACCGUUGUACAUAGAUUGUAUUGUUAGUUAUAUACGUCUCGUUAGACUCUAAACCCAUAAACAUUUUUACGUUCGUACGUUUGCCUCCAGUUUUCGUGUCUUUAAGCUGCAUUUAAUUGUUUCAGAUUUGCGCUGUGUCUUAUUAAGAAUAUUAAAUAGCAAUUGUAAA